AUGAUUGAGAGCCCGCCCCCUAAGUUUGGAGCUCCUGAUGGGCGUAUACCAUACUGGCGCUUGUUGACCGACCAAGGGGUAAUUACCCAAGAGAUCGCUGAAUAUGACUACGUCGGCACUGGCACGGAAGAAGACCCCUAUGCAGUAUCAUGGAUCCCAAACGACCCUCGAAAUCCUCUGCUGUUUGGCCUAGCAAAGAAGGUGACCAUCACCUUAGCUGUCGCGUUCUCCACCUUGAUUGUUUCCUUGACGUCCUCAGCCUAUAGUGGCAGCAUGCGCCAAAUAGAGGACCAUUUCCAAGUCAGCACUGAAGUAGCCACCAUCGGCCUCUCAUUGUUUGUAUUGGGCUUCGCUAUUGGACCCUUGUUCUGGGCUCCAGUAGGCGAGACCUUCGGACGACAAAUCCCCUUCUUCAUCAGUACCGGCAGCAUGGCCAUCUUUUCAGCAGGCUGCGCCGGCGCUGACAAUAUCCAAACCCUUCUUGUCCUUCGUUUCCUGGCGGGCGCUUUUGGUUCUUCCCCAUUCACCAAUGGCGGUGGUACCAUCUCUGAUAUGUUUACUGCUCGGCAGCGCGCGUUGGCUAUCAGUCUGUAUGCCGCCGCCCCCUUCCUAGGACCUUGCUUAGGUCCUAUCAUUGGAGGCUUCCUAAGCAUGAACGCCGGAUGGAGGUGGGUAGAAGGCUUCCUUGCGGCGACAGCUGGUCUGGUAUGGAUAGUCAUCACCGUGGCCGUGCCAGAAACCUAUGCGCCCGUCCUUCUACGUCGACGUGCUGAGACCUUAACCCGCGUUACGGGCAAGGUAUACCGCAGCAAGGCCGAUCUAAGUAAAGGCAGACAGUCGUUACCCAAGCUGCUGUCAAAUGCCAUGUCCCGGCCGUUGCUAUUCCUCUUCCGCGAGCCGGUGGUGCAACUCUUCUCCAUAUACAGUGCCAUCGUCUACGGCACGCUCUACAUGCUGUUUUCCGCCUUCCCGAUUGUUUAUGAAGAAGGACGGGGCUGGAACCAAGGUGUAGGCGGGCUAGCUUUCCUUGGUGUUAUGAUCGGCAUCAUGCUAGGCAUUCUAGCCACAAUCCCGUACAACAAAUUAUACCAACACGUGCAAGAUGCCAACGGAGGCUACGCGCCCCCAGAAGCCCGUCUACCAGGAAUGAUGCUCGCAGCAAUCAUCACACCCGCUGGUCUAUUCUGGUUCGCAUGGACCAAUUCACCAUCAAUCCACUGGAGCGUGAGCAUCAUCGCGGGUGCGCCAUUCGGAUUUGGCGUAGUUCUGAUCUACUUGGGCGUCAUGAACUAUCUCAUUGACUCCUACACCAUUUACGCUGCCUCGGUGUUGGCCGCUAAUGCCAUCUUGCGCUCUAUUUUCGGCGCUGUCUUCCCCCUUUUCACGAACUAUAUGUACCAGAAUCUUGGUAUUCAUUGGGCUUCUUGUAUUCCCGCUUUCCUUGCUGUUCUUUGCAUGCCUGCUCCUUUCCUUUUUUACAGAUAUGGGUCGGCGAUUCGUGCUCGUUGCAAAUAUUCUGCGAAGUCGCAGUUGUAUAUGGAGAAGUUGCAUGCGAGUGCUGCUUCGUGA
Penicillium antarcticum is the source of this 1569-nucleotide messenger RNA. Its product is annotated as MFS transporter. The record is from RefSeq and is a predicted model, not a curated record. Gene Ontology annotation, biological process: transmembrane transport. Bases 1 to 1569 code for a protein of 522 amino acids. The transcript has a single exon. Lineage: Eukaryota; Fungi; Ascomycota; Eurotiomycetes; Eurotiales; Aspergillaceae. Gene Ontology annotation, molecular function: transmembrane transporter activity.